Messenger RNA from Culex pipiens pallens (northern house mosquito), 1839 nucleotides. RefSeq lists its product as uncharacterized. The record is from RefSeq and is a predicted model, not a curated record. Gene Ontology annotation, biological process: intraciliary transport. Gene Ontology annotation, cellular component: ciliary plasm; cytoplasmic dynein complex. The transcript is spliced from 5 exons. Lineage: Eukaryota; Metazoa; Arthropoda; Insecta; Diptera; Culicidae. Bases 305 to 1765 code for a protein of 486 amino acids. Gene Ontology annotation, molecular function: dynein light chain binding; dynein heavy chain binding.
AUUGUAUGGGAAAAGUUACGUGUAAUCAAAUUUUGAUCACAGGAGGCUGAGUAAGCAAACAAGCUUAAAACGUCAAGAAACGAAAAAAAGACAAGACGAAGUUUGUAGGGUUUAGCUUGUUUGAGAUAAAUAUUUAAAAAUAAGUACCUAAACACAUGCAUUCAACAGGUGUCCCCUCGAUUCCGUACGCGCCAUGCGCGUAAGAUUUCCAUAGUAACGGUUUCCACCAAACAGUUACACACAUUACUGUCGGCUUUUGUAAGAUAUUCUUCUCCGAUCGAAGUUUGCUCAAGUUCUAUACCAAAUGAACCUCGAUCGCUUCACGCUGGUCUCCAACGGAGUCGUGGAGUUCAAAUCCACCUGGCGAACAACCGGCGAAAAGCCCGACCUCGUGGACAGUUGCACUGGCACGGAUGAGCCUGCACCGCAGAUCGACGCCUCGACGGAUGCCGCCGAGCGAAAGGACGCCGGGACUCAAACGGGAGGAUCUCCGCGCCAUUCCAACGCCACGUGCGACGAUGCCAAGCUGGCCAACUGGUUACGCAAGGUUUGUCCGCUGGUUGAGGAAGAGUUAUCGUUCGGAAUUACGGAUCUACCGGACGCAAAUGAUAACUUUAGCGAUUUGUCGGGUAGACUGUUGAUCCGGAAGCAUCAGGAACUCACUAUGAGGAAAUUGAACCCAGAACUGGAGAACGGUCAAAAGUUGAACAUGGGGGCGGCAGCUUGGCUGUCGAUUCGUACUAGGGAUGCUCCGUUGCUGGUUUUGUCCUGCGGAUCGCAUCACGAGGCAUGGUGCGAGCAUACGUUCGCAUCAAUUACAGCUUUUACGCCAAAACGUGACGCGUUCGGAUCCGUUCAUUGGGUCGAGCUUAGCAGUUGCCCCGUGAAGGCCUGCAUCGAGACGCUCGAGACGAACCCUUUCAACAAGGACAUGUUCGCUGGGGGAACCGUUUCCGGCGAUGUCUACAUCUGGCAGUACGAACUUAACUUCAAGCAUGAGCAGAAUUCCUUUACGGAAAUUUUCUCCGAGACCACCGACUUUGGAAAGGUCGUCGACAUGACCUGGAUCAGGCCGAACCCAAUGACCAAAGAUUUUGGACUGCUGUCCUGCCACAGCGAUGCAACCGUGAUUCUAUGGAAGAUUGGCAAGCACGUCGGAAAGGAUAAAACAUUUCGCAUUUCAAACUCAACGUCAUCCCGCAAAGCCCUGAUUCUAACGCAGAUUUUAGCCAUUUCCAACUCGGAGUUCGUGGUCGGUUCCGUCGAUGGCAGCAUGCUGCUCUGCUCCAUGACCCAAUUGAUACCCAUCGGAUCGGCAAACAACGGCAACUCGACAACAUCUGCUAAGAAAAGCUACUUUGCACCGUCAUUCACGGAGCUCAAGCCGCACUCGUUCGCGGUGACCACGUUGCUCAAGCUGGAGAACGACCGUCAGCAGUUCCUGAUCAGCUGCGAUCUCACCGGCGAGGUGUACUUCCACGAUGUCACCGAUGCGAUCAACACAACUCCCACGCUGGUCAUCAAGAUGCCGCUGCCGUUCAAGAACCGGAUAAUCUGCACCGACGACAUGCGGUUCAUUCUGAGUCCGAACACGGACGGUGCGCUGGAGAUUUACAACAUCGACAGCGGAUCGCAGGAUGUGGUUGAGUGCGGCGGCAUGAAGGGCCGACCCGGAUUGAUACGGGCUAGCGCGAAUGGAAAAUGGCUUAUCACAGGACCCUACGAUGGAAGUUUUGUUGUGUAUGCCGUGGAGAAAGACGGUUAAAUGUUACAAUUAAAUGUACUUUUCAGCUCAACAAUUAAAAUUGAAUUAUCCCUAGCGUGCGUACAUUUUUCUCU